AUGCAGCACUUGGCCGAGCUCGAGAGGUCAUUGCCUGAUGUGAUUGCUCAUCCAGUCAAAGCCAAAAAACAGACCAACGGCUCGAACGGCGUCUAUCCUGAUGGGGUACGGUCACACUUCACACUCAACACAGGAGCGAACAUCCCAGCCGUAGGAUUCGGCACCUGGAAGGCAGCCCCGGGAGAUGCUGCGAAAGCUGUGGAGGCCGCGUUCGCCGCUGGCUACCGUCACUUUGACUGCGCUCCUCUCUACUACAACGAGGCUGAGAUCGGGCAGGUGUUCAAGAAUGCUCCUGUCCCUCGAUCUGACUUCUUCGUCACCACCAAGCUGUGGUCAUCGGAUCACCAGCGAGUCCAACAGGCGUUGAACAAGUCUUUGCAGGACCUCGGGCUGGAAUACGUUGAUUUGUAUCUCAUGCACUGGCCAGUCACCUUGAGUCCAUACACCGGCGCCGAAUACGGCAAAGAAGACCGCAAAGCACACGUGCAAGGCUGGGACUUCCGAGAUACGUGGCGCGAGAUGGAGAAGCUCUUGGAGAUAGGCAAAGUCCGUGCUAUUGGGGUCGCCAACUUUUCAACGGUCAGUCUGAUGAAGCUGCUCGAGACGGCCAAGAUUGUUCCAGCAGUCAAUCAGACGGAGAUUCAGCCGCUGCUGCCCCAAGAUAAGUUGUUCGCCUUUUGCUCGUCCAAGGGCAUUCACCAGACGGCCUUUGGUCCACUUGGCGGUACUGGAAGCACACUGCACGAGGAUGCGGUCAUCAUGGAUAUUGCGAAGAAGCGAGGGGUUUCAACUGGCAAUGUGAUGUUGAGCUGGGGCAUUGCCAAGGGAUGGAGCGUGAUCCCGAAGAGCAUCAAUCCCAAAAGAAUAGCGUCGAACCUCAAGGACAACUUCGUGCCAACAGAGGAGGAGAUACAUCAGAUCGACUCUCUAGCUCGCAAAGCGGGUAAACGAUUCAAUCGGCCAGACUGGGGCAUCACCGUCUUCCAUGACGAUGCCAAUGCCGGUGUGGUGUAA
Zasmidium cellare ATCC 36951 is the source of this 1014-nucleotide messenger RNA. RefSeq lists its product as uncharacterized. The transcript has a single exon. Bases 1 to 1014 code for a protein of 337 amino acids. Gene Ontology annotation, molecular function: aldose reductase (NADPH) activity. Gene Ontology annotation, cellular component: cytosol. The record is from RefSeq and is a predicted model, not a curated record. Lineage: Eukaryota; Fungi; Ascomycota; Dothideomycetes; Mycosphaerellales; Mycosphaerellaceae.